CGGAGGAAGAUGUCGGGGCAGUCGCUCACGGACCGCAUCGCGGCGGCGCAGCACAGCGUCACCGGCUCGGCCGUGGCCAAGGCCGUCUGUAAGGCCACGACCCACGAGGUGAUGGGCCCCAAGAAGAAGCACCUGGACUAUCUGAUUCAGUGCACAAAUGAAAUGAAUGUGAAUGUUCCACAGUUGGCAGACAUGCUUUUUGAGAGAACUGCAAACAGUAGCUGGGUUGUAGUGUUCAAAGCUCUAAUUACAACACACCACCUCAUGAUGUAUGGAAACGAGCGCUUUAUCCAGUAUCUUGCAUCCCGAAACACAUUGUUCAAUCUGAAUAACUACCUAGACAAAAGUGCCAUGCAGGGCUAUGAUAUGUCUACCUUCAUUAGGCGACAUAGCAGAUACUUGAAUGAAAAAGCACUUUCGUAUAGACUUGUAGCAGUUGACUUCACCAAAAUGAAAAGAGGGAUAGAUGGAGUGAUGAGAACCAUGAAUGCUGAAAAGCUUCUGAAAACCCUUCCAAUCAUACAGAAUCAGCUUGAUGCACUCCUUGAUUUUGAUGCAAAUCCAAAUGAACUAACAAAUGGUGUUAUAAAUGCUGCCUUUAUGCUACUCUUUAAAGAUUCCAUUAGACUUUUUGCAGCAUACAAUGAGGGGAUUAUUAAUCUCUUAGAGAAAUAUUUUGAUAUGAAGAAGAACCAGUGCAAAGAAGGUCUGGAUAUUUACAAAAAAUUUCUAGCCAGAAUGACCAAAUUGUCAGAAUUUCUCAAAGUAGCAGAGCAAGUUGGAAUUGAUCAGGGUGACAUUCCAGAUCUUACACAGGCACCCAGCAGCUUGCUUGAAGCCUUGGAGCAACAUUUGGCUUCUUUGGAAGGAAAGAAAACAAAAGAAGUCUCUGCUGCAAGCAGAGCUAGUGCCCUAUCCAGUGCUGUUUCCACGCUUGCCAGCACAGGAAUGUCAUUUAGCAGGAUGGAUGAGAAAGAGAAGCAGCAGGCAUUGGAGGAAGAACAAGCUAGAUUGCAGGCACUAAAGGAGCAACGAUUAAGAGAGAUUUCUGUGGUAUCAAAUUCCACUUCCACAUCAGCAUCCCCAAGCACCUUAUCAGGAAAAAGUGUGAAUACCACUGCAGCUGUUGACCUUUUUUCAGCACCAGCACCCACAACAAAUAGCAUGCCCAACCUCUCUAGUGAUCUUUUUGAUCUUCAGCCUGCGUUUGUUCCAACUGUACAGAGUACUCCAGCUAUAGCAACAUCAGCAAGCAGUGCAUGGGGAGGUCCUUUCUCGUCUUCAAAUGGUUUUGUUGGUUCUCCACCUCAUCUGGACAUCUUUAACAUGAAGCCAGUUGAAGAAGCUGUAAAAUCUGCCACCUCUUUCAUCAGUUCUACAUUUUCCUCCAAACAAACAGUGGAACUGUUCAGUGAUGACUUUAGUGGUCAUAAACCUGCGUAUACCUCUGUGUAUCAUCCUCUUGCUGUUGAUGGGUUUCCUCUUCAUUCAGCUCCUCCGAAUACCACCUCUUCAUCAAUUAAUGCAGACUUUGAUGCUGUUUUUGGUGGAAAAUCUACUACACCAGAGUACAGGCCUGCUAAUGAUGAGGUAUUGCAACCUACAGUACCACCACAGAGUCAAAGAACUGUUCUGGCCAGUCAGCAAAGCGGAAAAAUUUUGGCAAAUGAUCUUGAUUCGUCACUUGCUAAUCUUGUGGGAAAUCUUGGCUUUGGAGGAACUCCACCCAAAAAAUCAGAUAUGCAGUGGACCCAGCCUACAGAGAAAAAACUUACUGGUGGAACAAACUGGCAAGCGAAAACAAGCACAUCAACCACGUGGAAUCCUACUCCCUUAUCCACUAUUCCACAUAUGGUACCCGCUCCUAUUGCAUACCCAGUGACCACACCUCAAGUGCCUGUAUAUGGAAUGGUACCUCCCCAGAUUGGAGCUGCUCCUUUGAUGGCACCCCAGUCAAUGAUGUAUACACAGCCUGGUCUAAGGCCAACAAACCCUUUUGCACCUGUUUCUGGAACUCAGGAAGAUGUAGAUUCCUUUAUGAAGCAGCCUGGGAAUGAGACAGCAGAUAUAGUCCUUAAGAAGUUGGACGAGCAGUAUCAGAAGUAUAAAUUUAUGGAACUUAAUCUUGCUCAAAAGAAAAGGAGGCUAAAAAGUCAGAUUCCUGAAAUUAAACAGACAUUAGAAAUUUUAAAACACAUGCAGAAGAAAAAGGAAUCCACAAAUCCAAUGGAAACCAGAUUUUUACUGGCAGAUAAUCUGUAUUGCAAAGCUUCAGUUCCUCCUACAGACAAAGUUUGUUUGUGGUUGGGGGCCAAUGUGAUGCUUGAAUAUGAUAUUGAUGAAGCUCAGGCUCUGUUAGAGAAGAACUUGUCAACAGCCACAAGAAACCUUGAUUCUUUAGAGGAAGACCUGGAUUUUCUUAGAGACCAGUUUACCACUACAGAAGUCAAUAUGGCUAGAGUUUAUAAUUGGGAUGUAAAGAGAAGAAACAAGGAAGACCCUUCCAAAAAUAAAGCAUAGUUUUGGCAAUUUUAAAUGUGUUUUCAAUUUCCAAAUAUUUUUUAUUUAAACACCCCAAAGUUCAUUCCUAAGGGACUGAGUUACUUUAAUCAUUUCAGCAAAUGGUAAAAUAAAUUCAAAAAAAAAAGAUGGUGAGCACCAUUUUAUUUAUUUGUAAACUCAAAAUUUGGGUUCAUGCAUGCCUCAUGAAAUUACGAAUUAUUUGAAAAGACACCGCACAGUCUAGCCAAGGAUGCAGCGUUUUGAUGAGACUACUCUGUCCUAAGUAAAUUUCUACCUGAAAAUUUGGAAAUGCAAGAUGAAAGUAUGAAAUGGGUCUGCCACUUGAGCAGGUUACCAUAGUGCAAGAGUUUACUCUUUCCUCUCUGUGAUGUGCAGUUGGUGAAGGUGCAGUCACCCAGGGCUGGGAGGACGUGCAGUUAGUGCUGUAGUAAACAGAACAAGUACAGUGAGGUCUUAGAUUUUGUUUCACUCAGUUACUUCUCUGGCAGCAUAAACCUACGAGCAUUCCUGGAUAUCUAUCCACUGGGGAUAAACUUGACUUCCAUAAUCAUUGGUUAAGUUACCUGUCUGUUACUGGACUCUCAGCACUUUACCUGCCACAGUUUGUGACUUGUCUUUGGAGAAGGGUGAUGAAUGGAGCAAUGGAGCAAAGAGCACAAGCUACGUCAAGACUGCAGGUGAUCUCACCCCAUUCUUCUUCAUACAUGUGCACACACUGCUUGUUUUUGCCAAUGUGUUGACCGAGGACACGAAAAUGCUGGCAGCCUGUAAACAAGAACCCCCAUGUACAAUCCCUUAGACAGAUAUCCAGUUCAAAUGUCUUAACACUCUCAGCCUCCUAAGUAGUGAAACCUGUAUGAAACAUGGAUGGUCUGCUGAAGUACUUCUUGGGUUACUUUGAAGCCUUGCAAGAUUGUUGCCUUUUUCCUCUGCAGUUUCCUUCUAAAAUGAAAUGCUCAGUGGUGAUGUCAGUGGCUAGUAUACACACUCUGUGACUGAGAAUGCAGGUUUCUCUACAGAAUAAAUGCAGAUGUUAACUGUUCAAUCUUCA
Molecule: messenger RNA, 3574 nt
Organism: Nothoprocta perdicaria
Lineage: Eukaryota; Metazoa; Chordata; Aves; Tinamiformes; Tinamidae
Product: prefoldin subunit 3
Exons: 25
Coding region: 10-2520 (836 amino acids)
Biological process (GO): clathrin-dependent endocytosis; clathrin coat assembly; tubulin complex assembly
Cellular component (GO): synaptic vesicle; clathrin-coated vesicle; prefoldin complex
Molecular function (GO): 1-phosphatidylinositol binding; tubulin binding; SNARE binding
Source: RefSeq, a predicted model, not a curated record